AUGACCAAAGAUCGAAUUGCAAAUGAUGGCUUGAGCGCGCCUUCAGGGGAUAGCGUCAAAGAGUCGUACUGCGAUAUACUCAUUAUUGGCGCAGGUCCAGCCGGACUCAUGGCUGCCAACUGGCUGGCAGUACAAGGUCUAGGACCCUCGGUGCGCAUAAUCGACAAGCGUAACGACAAGAUUUUCAACGGCCAGGCCGAUGGACUCCAGUGCCGGUCGCUCGAGAUUUUGCACAGCUUUGGUUUAGCAGAAGGCAUCUGGCGCCAAAGCAACCGCAUGAUCGAGAUGCAAUUCUGGAACCCGGGCCCGGACGGACAACUGCAGAGAACCGGUAGGAAGCCCGACACUAUUCCCGGCAUUUCGCGCUGGCAGCAGUGUGUGCUUCAUCAAGGCCGUAUCGAAAAAGUCUUCCUGGACAGUAUCGCCGAGCACUCUAGAAACAAGCUCAGCGUCGAGCGUGCUAUCCUGCCUGAAUCGCUCACGGUCGAUGAAGCGGCCGUCGAUGAUUCUGAGGCUUUUCCGAUUCAAGUCGAGGUUCGCAGGCUAUCGGAAGAAGAAGCUACGGCCUCGCAGAUGGGCCAGAGCAUUCCCAAUGGUCUCUUCCGCUCAUCGCUCGCUCCAGAUGAUACACCGUCGGCAGCGAACGAUGCUCGUGUUGAAUCUGGAACUCGCGAACGUAUCCAUGCCAAGUAUGUGAUUGGCUGCGAUGGCGCCCACUCGUGGACGCGUCGCCAGAUGGGCAGCAAGAUGGAGGGUGACCAAACAUCGUUCGUCUGGGGCGUGCUCGAUGCUGUACCUAUCACCAACUUCCCCGAUGUGCGCAGCCGCUGUGCUAUCCACUCUGCCGACUCAGGUAGUAUGAUGAUUAUCCCGCGCGAGGAUGGCCUAGUGCGAUUCUACAUCCAAGUCUCUGAGCUCAACAAGGGUAUAGACCGAUACAGCAUUACACCGGAGAUGAUCCUCAAGACGGCCAAGGCCAUCAUUGCACCUUAUACACUCGACAUUGGCGAGGGCGAUCUGGAUUGGUGGACGGCCUAUGUCAUCGGACAACGCACCGCUGACAAGUUUUCGCUUUACGAUCGCGUAUUCAUCGCCGGAGAUGCAUGCCACACCCACUCGCCAAAAGCUGGCCAGGGUAUGAAUACUUCGAUGCAAGACGCGUACAAUCUGACCUGGAAGAUCGCCUCCGUGAUCAAGCGUGUCUCGCCAAGAAGUAUUCUGCCAACGUACGAGAUGGAGCGCAAACAGAUUGCGCAAGACUUGAUCACGUUUGACCACAAGUUCAGUCGUCUGUUCAGUGGCAAGCCUGCGAGGGACGAAGCAGAUGCUGCAGGAAUCUCGAUGACCGAGUUCCAGCAGGCGUUUGAAAAGGGAAACCGUUUUGCAUCGGGUUUGUCGGUCGACUACCAACGAUCGCUUAUCACCGUCAAGCCGGAAGGUAGCAGUCACACUUCGAUUGAAGGCGGAAUCGUAGUCAGUCACGCCAAGGUCGAAGCGCCUGCUGACCAUGUAGUGAGUGAUGCCGGUUUGUCUGGCGCAUCAGCAGGAGAAAAGCGUAUUGAGCCAGGCAAGAGGUUUAACACCGCACAGGUCGUCUGCCACGCUACCGCGCUCCCAUACGAGCUGGCGGACUGGAUUGUAUCGGAUGGCCGAUGGCGUAUCGUGUACUUCUGCGGCGACAUUCGCAAUGCUGACUGCAACGGUGAGAUGAAACAGGUUGGCGACUAUGUGGCUCAGCAGCUAGUGCCUCACUUCACGCCGAAAGAUCAAGACCCUGACUCGAUAAUCGAAGUGUUGACCGUUUCUGCUACACCGCGAGGCGAGAACGAGUUGCAAGACUACCACGAGGCUCUUCGCCCAUCUACAAGCCGUCACCAUCGCCCGACCGCCGAUAACACGUACAACGUUUCUGCAGACUAUCACAAGAUCUUUGUCGACGACGAUUCGUAUCACCAAGGUCACGGCCAGGCGUACCGAAAAUACGGAUUGCGACAAGAUAGAGGCACGCUUGUCGUCAUUCGACCCGACGGGUACGUGUCGCUUCUUAUCGCAGCUAGGCAGUACGAUAAGUUGGGAAAGUUCUUCGAUAAGGUCCUGUUACCUGCGAGUAAGCAUUUGACUCAUCAGCACACAAGGAUCAAGCGUGAGCAGGCAAAGUAUAUGCUUGUAGAGAGCGAGGAGGAAGUAAAGCCAAAGUUGCCAGCUAGGGCAGAGCUACCAACCAGCACGUUGGCGCGCGCUCAUUCACAAAAGACGACACAGGGGUCUGCCGCCCCUACGGCUGCUAUGUAG
Messenger RNA from Mycosarcoma maydis (corn smut), 2292 nucleotides. RefSeq names its product putative phenol 2-monooxygenase. The transcript has a single exon. The record is from RefSeq and is a predicted model, not a curated record. Gene Ontology annotation, molecular function: FAD binding. Bases 1 to 2292 code for a protein of 763 amino acids. Lineage: Eukaryota; Fungi; Basidiomycota; Ustilaginomycetes; Ustilaginales.